Messenger RNA from Chaetomium globosum CBS 148.51, 1191 nucleotides. RefSeq lists its product as uncharacterized. The coding region runs from base 1 to 1191 and encodes 396 amino acids. The record is from RefSeq and is a predicted model, not a curated record. The transcript is spliced from 3 exons. NCBI's taxonomy places the organism in Eukaryota, Fungi, Ascomycota, Sordariomycetes, Sordariales, Chaetomiaceae.
AUGGCAUCCUGGUUAGCCCUACCUACCUGGCAGCCUUGCCAAGCUGUGAUGGACCUACCACAAGGAGACGCCGACGCUUGUCAUGGCUUCGAUGGCAACUCAGACUUGUACGGCAUCGGUAUCCGUAUCGGUGUCUACCUGUCUUGGUACACGUCACUUACAGCCAACCUCUGGGCCAAUACUUUUGUCGAUGAGCUGUCCGACACCAACACGCUGUUCAUUCUCUCUAACGUCGUGGCUGUCACCUUCGGUGCCUCACCGUCGGAGACCAAGUUCGACGGCAGAACGGUACGGAUCUACAAACACCUGUACUUUCGGUUUCUCGGAGGCUUCUCGGUUGCCGGCUUUGCGCUGAGACUGUGCCUCGUUCUGGCCGCCGCCGCCUUUUCGACCUGGUUCUUCUUCCACGGUGCCGACGUGCUCAGGAAAGACAUGUGUGGAUACAAAAUCUUCUUAUUUGGGGCACACCCGCUGUUUGGCCCUGUGCGAAGAUUUUUAAAGGUGUAUUCGGUAUUGGUUUGCGUGUUGCUGGGGAUCAUCUACAUGCCAGCUUUCAUGUACCUCUUCAUCUACGUGAUGGUUCCCGUUACAGGAAUGAUUGCCAUGGCUAUUUGCUGCGCAAUUCUUUGCGGUAAAGAGGACCAGUUGAGUUGCGGCAAAGUAUGCGCUGCUGCCAUUUUAGGUGGAGGUAUUGUGACCAAUCUAGCCAUGGCGGAACUGUCGCUGGACGCAGAAUCUCUUCGCGCGCCAAGUGGGAAGAGGUUGCAACGAUGCCUUGACAUGGAUGGAUAUCUCUCUACGCUUUUACUCAACGGUGUCGCUUUCAUCUUGCGCAACCACCGUCGCAUAAUGGGGCUCGUGGGGCUGGUAAUGUCAACCUGGACCAUUGUAGUCAUUGAGAUGACAAUCAAGGUCAACGACAUCCGGGGUGUCAACGAGCUGGCUCAGACGAGCCAGCUGAUUCCUUUCGUCCUAGGGUGUGCCCUUUUCCUCGGCACAGUCCGAAGGGCCAUUCUUCAACGUGUUAUACUAGUAUGCCGACGGCUGCCUACUUUGCGAGAGAGAACAAUCAAGACUAACUGGGCCGGUAGGACCGAGCCAACGACAAAGAGCCUAGCAUACGGGCCCUAUCACCUGCCCGCGGUUCUAUUCGAAGUCGCCAUGGCCCCCAAGGUGAAGGGAAGCUCGUAG